Molecule: messenger RNA, 12362 nt
Organism: Corythoichthys intestinalis (scribbled pipefish)
Lineage: Eukaryota; Metazoa; Chordata; Actinopteri; Syngnathiformes; Syngnathidae
Gene: erfl3
Product: Ets2 repressor factor like 3
Exons: 5
Coding region: 448-2595 (715 amino acids)
Biological process (GO): cell differentiation; regulation of transcription by RNA polymerase II
Cellular component (GO): nucleus
Molecular function (GO): DNA-binding transcription factor activity, RNA polymerase II-specific; sequence-specific DNA binding
Source: RefSeq, a predicted model, not a curated record
ACGGAGGAGGAGGAAGAAGAAGAGUGCGACGAGUGGCGUGAGCGCCAGAGAAGCUGGCGGGCGGGCAAGAGAGAGAAAAAAAAGUCCAAGCAAAGCGACGUCCAAGCGCGGAGAAGUCACGUCGAACUCGGAGACAUGUCGAACGGCGAUGAAGAUGCGGCCGAGGCGAAGUGAUCACUCGCCGGAGGGUUCGCGGAACAAGUUCCUGGAAGAGUGAAAGCGCUUUUUGAGUUUGCCUCGACCGCCUUUUUUGCUGUUGUUGUCUUUGAGAACAACUUUGAGAAGCACUACCAGACCGCUACCGGACCCUAGCCGCUUAGCUCCGCGGAGAGUGAGCCCUCUCGGUCGGGCUCAGAGAGAGGCAAAGUACCUCCUCGUUUCCCACCAAGCGGGGUGCGGAGGAGGCGCACUCCAGUCGGCGGAGUUUCACUAACUUUUACGGUCAAAAUGAAGACCCCGGGAGACAACGGUUUCGCCUUUCCCGACUGGGCCUACAAGCCUGAGUCGAGCCCGGGAUCACGGCAGAUACAGCUGUGGCACUUCAUCCUGGAACUGCUGAGGAAAGAGGAAUACCACGACGUCAUCGCGUGGCAGGGUGACUACGGCGAGUUUGUCAUCAAGGAUCCGGAUGAAGUGGCCCGGCUAUGGGGGGCCAGGAAGUGUAAACCUCAAAUGAACUAUGACAAACUGAGCAGGGCACUGAGAUACUACUACAACAAGAGAAUCCUCCACAAGACCAAAGGCAAGCGGUUCACGUACAAAUUCAACUUCAAUAAGCUGGUGCUGGUCAACUACCCCUUCAUUGACAUGGGCUCUACUGGAAACAAUGUGCCUCAGAGCGCCCCGCCCGUCCCUUCCGGUGCAGGGACCCACUUCCGGUUCCCUCCCUCCACACCCUCGGAAGUCCUCUCCCCGAAUGAGGACCUCCGCAGCCCGGGCAGCCUAUACAGCUCGGUGGCCCGUCGCGUGGCCCGCGGUUCCGUGAGUGACUGCAGCGACGGCACCUCCGUCAAUUCCGAGAUAGAGGAUGGCAUUACGGGUGGCGGGGAGGAGAGGGCGGAGAGGAGUGUGGGUGGAGGAGGAGGGCCCCCGGGUGGAGGCUACAGAAGCAUCAUUCACCCCCGCUUGUCUCACGAAGCUCUGUUCCGUUUAUAUGGAGGAGCAGUCAACCCAGGUGCUCACCCGGGAGCCCGUGGCCACGCCGGACACCGUAUCCACCCAGAACCUUUGUCCCCCUUCCCCGUGUCCCCCCUGCCUGGGCCUGGUGGACCGGGCCUCCUUGCCCCGCCUUUGUCCCCAGCUCUCAGCAUGACUCCCGCGUCCCACCUCCCUUACACUCCCUCCCCCACGCUCUCGCCCAUGCUGGGCUCCCACUUCUCCUUCAACCCAGAGGACAUGAAGCGCUACCUUCAGGCCCACACGCAGUCUGUGUACAACUAUGGGCUUAGCCCCCGGGCUUUCCUACAGUACCCCAACAUCGUCAUACCACAGCCUCACCGGCCCGCCGCUGACAAGGUGGGUCUAGGCGGCGACCGUGGCGCGGCGGAGCGGGCCGAGAGAGAACGAGGUGGUGAGCGGCAACAUCACGCCCCGCUGUCUCACUCCCACCACCACCAUCCGCACCAGCCUCACUCCGCCCACCCUCACCCCCAUUCCCACCCGAUGCAUCACACGCUUCAUCUGGGCGAGGAGCCCCCGCACAUGUCCCCAUUCAAAUUUAAGCUGCAGCCUCCGCCGCUGGGCCGCAAGCAAAGGGAAGGGCAGUGCCAGAGCAAAGCUCGGCAGAGCUCGUUGUCCUCCGGCUCGGGGUCAGGGUCCAUGUCAUCCACCUCAGGCCUGGGCUCCUCGCUCUCGUUCGGCAGUGACCUGAGCUCGGCCAGCGGCUCGGGCCUCAUCUCUGCGUCGUCCUCCACGCAGUCGCUCAACAGUGCAGGACUUCCCAAGAUCAAGGUGGAGCCCAUCUCGGACAUCGAAUCGGAGGAAGAGGUAGAGGUGACUGACAUCAGUGACGAAGACCCCGACGAACGAGAAGAAGACUUUGAGCUCUUUGCGCAUCAUCUAUCUAGAGCCCCGAAUCACAAUCACCGCCACCUCAUCUCCAACGGCUUGGCCGCCCACUCGUCACUCCCUGACGAGGACCUGGACGAGGACGUUUUCAAAGCCCCCGCCCCGCCCCCCUCCGGCCUAAUGCCAUUCUUGGCGUCGCAACACGGUUACUCCAACGCCCACCGCGGGUCGACCAUCUUGAAAACUGAGCCCAGUGAGCCCGCGGACGAGAGUCCUCCCCCACAUCCGCCGCCUCAAACCAAGUGCAUCCCCCUCAAGCUACGCUUCAAGAGGCGCUGGAGCGAAGACCAGCGCAUGGAGGCCUCGCAGGAGGAGUCCGACGACAAGAAAGUCCGACCGCAUGAGCAGAGGGACCGGCAGAGCGACCGGCACAUGGAAACGGAGGACGACGGGUCCGGAGAUGGGGAUGGCCACCCUCUGUCAGCCUACCAGAACUCCACAGUCCCGCCAUUACCCGCGCAUCGACGAGUGAGCGCAGAGCUCCAUCGGGCCACGGCGCAACUGUCUCUGGAGAACAAAGACUGCUGAUGGAACUGUAACGGUUCCUUGAUAAUACCCGAAACAUCUCCCUCCAGGCCCAACUGACACCUCAAUGACCGCCUUACUAUGACACUGACAGAUCACCCACCAACAGGUUCUCUUUCAGGAUUCUUCUGGGACAAGUUUUUGUGAGAGAACAUACACUUUGAUCCAACCAUCGCAUGAACACCCAACAAAAAGCCACGUUUCCACCAAGCAGUAGGAUUUGCUUCAGCUAAACCUAAUUCUAACAGAGAUGGGCCUGGCAAUGAAGCUUCAUUCGACUCUGCUGGGGACACAAGCGUUAAAAAAAAUAAAUAAAUAAAUUCCGCACUAUAAGACGCACCUGGCUAUAAGCCACCACCCACCAAAUUUGACACGAAAAUGGCAUUUGUCCACAGAUUAGCCGCACUGGACCUAACCCUAAACGCAGCUGUCCUCACUACAUAUAUUAUGAGAUAUUUAAACUAACUAGGGCUGUCAAACGAUUAAAAUUUUUAAUCGAGGUAAUCACAGCUUAAAAAUUAAUUAAUCGUAAUUAAUCGCAAUUCAAACCAUCUCUAAAAUAAGCCAUAUUUUUCUGUAAAUUAUUGUUGGAAUGGAAAGAUGAGACACAAGACGGAUAUAUACAUACAACAUACUGUACAUAAGUACUGAAUUUGUUUAUUGUAACAAUAAAUCCACAAAUGGCAUUAUUAACAUUCUUUCUGUUAAAGUGAUCCACGGAUAGAAAGACUUGUAGUUCUUAAAAGAUAAAAUGUUAUAGUUACAAGUUAUAGUAAUUUUAUAUUAAAACCACUCUUCAUGUUUUCGUUUUAAUAAAAUUUGUAAAAUUUUCAAUCAAAAUUAGAGUUAAUAUAAUAAUAGUAAGAAUAAAAAUAACAAUUAUAAGAAUAGAGUGACCAAAGUCUGAGUAAGUUUUACGUGUAUUUUGCAUAGCUAUUUUGAUAUGGAAUGCCAGUUCAUUUUGCAUCGUUGUUUAACUGUGUGAGAAGAGGGCCUCAUUACUAUAGACUGAAGUGCUUUUCUUUUUGUGAACAUUAUUUUUUUUGAGAGAUAGGAAUAUUAUUUUUGUUGUGCUUUCACUAAACAAUACUUAUGUUUGUUGUGAAGGAGUUGCCGAAACUUAUGCCAAUUAACGGCGCGGUCCAAAGACCGCCUGUGUCCACUCGCCUCUAUAAAAUAUAUAUCUCUGUACAUAUCUUACCUAAAAUACAACAAGAGACACAUAAUUGCCACUAAAAGAAAGAAAACUUACCGAAAUAUGUAUGGAGCACAAAUAGCAAUUUGCAUUGCAUUGUGCAUACAGCAUAAACAUCUCACAAAGACUAAUUCUCCCACGUUUAGAAGAAAUAACAUUAGUAUGGAACGGCGCUGCCCCCAAGCGGCUGGUGGCAUUCUCUUCACUCUUAAUGUCCAUAAACGGCCUCAUUGUAAUCUGUUUGAGGCAAUGUGCGAGCGGGUCAUUCAGUGCAUGCGUUAAUUGCGUCAAAUAUUUUAACGUGAUUAAUUUAAAAAAUGAAUUACCGCCCAUUAACGCAAUAAUUUUGACAGCCCUAAUUUAAACCAAAUGAUUUCAACCAGUAUCACUUUAUUUGACAUUUGUCAUAAGACCAAAUGAACAACCAUGAAGCUUUAAACCAAUUGGCUGCAAAGCUUCAUUGCUUCAAAAAGCUUCAAUUUGGCCACCACUGUUCUCUUGGGGGAGACAGUCAACCUCUGCUGCCACCUGCCGUCAACACUGUUGUCGACCAAUAUGCCUCCUAGCAUGCAUUGCAGCGCUAUAGAUGUACAUAAUAACCAAAAUGGAUGUUCUGUGCUAAUUAUUUCUUCAGUUACUGUUCUAGUUGUUUCAUUAAUUGCUAAUUAUCAGAGGCCUGCGAAAUUUCCGAUUCUUAGAUUAUUCGCGAUUUGGCCGUGGAAGAUUCGAGAACGAUUCACAAACAUCCAAAUUCCGAUUAUUGAAUUAUACCAGGUAAAGCGGAAGUAAAACACUGUAGGCGCGGUCUUUGGGAAGCAAUGAGGAACCGACCGAGAGUAAAUACCAUGUUCAACUCAUGCCGCUAGAUAAAAAAACAAUCGUAUUUGAAUGCGGCCGACAGCCGCUACAAACAACGGCCAGUUGCUAGCUGCUACAAACAUACAGCUACAGUAGAUAUCAUAUAUACAGUACUGUGCAAAAGUUUUUAAACUUUUGCACAGUACUGUAUGUAGAACUAAAUGCCAAAUGACAGACGACGGCGGUGUUAGAACAUGUAUUAUUGAACAGAGAUGCGAAAUGACAGACUUGCUGGCGUUAGUAAACAGCCACCAUCUUAAAGCAGUAGACUUCUCUAGAAGGCUCUUUUGUAGCGAACCUAAUUAACUUUGUAUCUAAAAUACUCCUAAAUCGGCAAAAUCUUGUCUUGAAUCUAUCUUUAAAUGAUGAAACAGUUUUACAACUUUGACAUGUCAAAAGUAGACAGAAGGGAAAUUAUGAAAUAACGGGAGCCAUUUUAACAACUGUAACGGUUGAUUCACAACAUUGAAUUAAUUGAAAGUAGUUUAAAGCUGCUGAUACAGAAUGGGGACUGGGGUUAUUUUUGUAUAUUUGUUUACUGUUAUAUGUUAACUUGAUACUGAAAUAGUAGUUUGGUUUAGCCUGAGAGGAUUUUUGAACAAUUUUGGAACUAAUGUACUAAACAUUAAAAAAAAAAAAAAAAAAAAAAGAGGGGGGUGCAUCAAUAAUCGUUUUAUAAUCGAAUCGGAGCCUCUAAAUCGUAAUCGAAUCGUUAGGUGCCCAAAGAUUCCCAGCUCUACUAGUUAUGGAGUUUGGUAACCCUUUAUUUGACAAUGGCGCCAUAAGACUGUCAUAAGACUAUCAUAAUUAUGACACGACCAUGUCAUGAUCAUUAAUAAAUGGUUAUAACAGAUGUCAUUUCGUGUUACCCAGCAAAUUAUCUCCCUUUUGAACGGAUGUAAAAAAUCCGAGCUGGACAUAAAUUGAGUUAGUGACAUGACACUUAAUGACAUCUGUUAUAAGCAUUCAUUAAUGCCCAUGAUAAUGUCAUGUCAUAACUAUGACGGUCUUAUGGCAGUCUUUAUGACGCUACUGUCAAUUAAAGUGUUACCUAUUAACCCAAAUACAUCCACAUAUUAAGCCACACUGGGCUAUAAGCCACAGGAUUCAAAAUGAAAUAAAAAUGUAGCGGCUUAUAGUCCGAAAAUUACGGUAAGAGGUGACACUUCAUUUGACAGCGGCGUCAUAAAACCGUCAUAAUUAUGACAUGAUGCUAUCAUGGGCAUUACUGAAUGCUUAUGACAGAUGUCAUUAAGUGUCAUCUGGCAAAUUAUGUCACUAACUCCAUUUAUGCUCAGAUCAGAUCUUUUACAUCCAUUCAAAAGGGAGAUAAUUUGCCGGAUAACACUAAAUGGCAUCUUUUAUCAGCAUUAAUUAAUGCUCAUGACAUUGUCAUGUCGUAAUUGUGAUUGUCUAAUGACAGUCUUAUGGCACCACUGUCAAAUAACGUGUUAGCAAAUACCAGAACUAGCAAUUAAUGAAACUGGAACAGUAACUGAAGAAAUAAUUAGCACAGAACAUGAAUUUGUUUGUGAUUUACAUCUGUAGCGCUGCAAUGCAUUCCAGGUGGCAUGUUGGACAACAAAAUUGUUGACAACAGGUGGCAGCAGAGGUCACCUGUCUCCGCCAAGGGAGCAGUGAUGGCCAAAUGAAGCUUUGCAGCUAAUUGGUUCAAAGCUUCAUGGUGGUUCAUUUGGUCUUAUGGCAGUCAUAUAAUGCUGCUGUCAAAUAAAGUGUUACUGGGUAAUAUCUUUUGGUGUAAAUAUCCCAUAAUACAGUGAAGACAGCUUUGGUUUCUAGUCCAGUGCAGCUUAUCUAUGAACAAAUAACGUUUUCAAGUCCUCGAAUCCUCCUUUGUGAAGUUAGCGUUAGUCCCCUGUAGGACUCAAGCUGUAAAAACUCUUCCUGGUUCAUGAAAACCUCUAAAUUGUCCAUGUCAAAUGCUUCUGUUCGUCAAAGUGUCCUCUGCCUCUUGCCCAAAGUCAGUUGGGAUAGGCUUGCUUACCACUUCAAUCAGAACAAAGUUCUUUGUGUAAACGUCCCCUUUGAAUGGGUGUCGAUCAGUUUCGGUUUGCUUGAAGUCACCCUCCUGAAUUUGUCACGUGCUAUACCAGAACAGAAUAUCCGCGUACCUGAAUGACUUGAACUGAACCGUACUGCUUGCUGGAAACGGGUCAUGCGUGGACUGCAAUCAGAGAGACUAGUUACAUCUCCCAAGGCCAGUGAAGCUCUAAAGCGCCUCUCGUCACGUUUUCCUCAGGGGACCCGUUUUCCCUCAGCCGCUCCACUAACCUUCACUCCACCACAUUGUAAAUAGGCCACAAUGACAAGUGCCUGUAUUUCCUAAACUCUCAGUCACACAGGACUUGACAGAAUGACAGGAAUAAGUGGGAGCAGAGCGGGGUCUUUGCACGACUGGAGGGUGCUGGGUGCUGACACUCAAACCUGGCUCACUCCACUCAGGGAAGCCUGUUGCAGUUUGGUCAUCUGACAGAAAAAAAUGUGGUGGUUACAGACUGACGGGCGUGCUGACUGUCUCUUGUGUGGACCACCUGUGUAAAGGCCACUCACUGAGAAAAUCUUAACCCCGACCCAACAGGGACUACCAAUUUUUUGCUCCCCACACUUCACCAGCCGAAGCUCUUCUAACAAUCAACACACACAUUGACAUGCUCUCUGACUUCACCCUUAUGAUUGAAUUCCAAGAUUUUAAAGAAUGUCACAUUUCGCAGCACCACUUUUCACCUCACGUCCCCACAAUGAUGCGUUUUCAGUAAAGUGUGUUAGAGUGCAAUCUAAAUUGUUGUUUGUUAAGAACUGGUAAAGCCCUUAACUCAUCAGGAUAAUCUUUUUUGGGCCAAAUAUAUCAUCAAAUAGGCAACUAAAGUACAUUUAGGACUGAACGUAUAAAUACUCACUGGCUUGCACUGAAAGAGCUAAUCUUGUGGUUUUCAUUCGUAGUUGUUUUCACAUGCUUCACCUUUUCUAUUCAUGGCAUUAUGGCGUCACAUCUUUUUCCUUCGCACAAGGGCACAUGUGCAUGAAUGUGUGUAUGAAAGCAAGGCAUUGAAUUAUCAGUAAAAUCGUUCACUUAGUGUUUUCACAUGACGCACCUUUUCACCUCAUUGACUCACCUCCUUUUUGAGAAAACAUUAAAGGGGAAGUUCAGAAUUUUUUACUUUAAUCUUCAAGUUAGUGGGGGUUUAAUUAAUUAGUGGAGUUGAUUUCAGCAAAUUCGGUGCAGUUAUUUAUUAGUUUCAGGGCUCCGGAGUGGCUAAGCCAGCACGAGUCAAUGAGCCUGUCCAAGCAUGCCAAUUAAAACCAACAUAUACACUCAUGAAAAUCACCGAUGACCCAUGCAAUCAAUAGUGUUCGCUAUGUUUUCAAGAAGAAGUUUAGGCCUGCAGCUAUCGCUUAUUUUAGAAGUCGAUUAAUCGUUGAACUUUAGGCGGUUCGAAUAUCGAGUAAGCGGAUUAGGAACAUAAAAAAAAUAAAAAUAAAACAAUGAAAAGAACAAUUGGCUAACUUACAUAGCAAAAGUGCGCUAGCUUAAAUAAUAUAAAAUGCUAACUUUUUUUUUUUUUUUCUUGUAAUACAAUGCUCUUAACAAAUAGGGGUGCACGAUAUCCAUUUUUUUAAACCGAUACCGAUCUCGAUAACUUCCUGCUCCUCAAAGCCGAUACCGAUAACCGAUAAUAAAUAUAUACUUUUUUAAAUGUAUAUUCACUCGAGUUUUUGAACACCUGGAGAUUUAAAAAAAAUUAAUAACGGUGGAUUCAACAUAGAUUUGUCUUUGAUCUCACCAGAAUUUUCAUAAUGACAUGAACAUUAUUAUAAUGAACAAAACAAAGACAAGAACAGUCUUGACUUCAAAUAAAGUGCCAAUAUUUAUUUUUUCAAAUAAAUAUAAUUUGAGUCAAUCACAAUCAAUUAGUCAAUAUAAUUGAAGAUGUGUUUCCUGAACUAAAACAUAAACCCAACAGGUAUUGUGCUUUGUCAUCAGAUAAAAAUAUUUGGUGCUACAGGAGACUGUUGUGGUCUUGGUCCAUGAAACAACUUUCUUAACCGGUGAGACAGGUUAGGACAGCAAGCCUAUCAAUAACCAAAAGGCUUCUCAAUAACUUACUAACUUAUAACUAACAUUGUAAACAUUAUAUAGUAAGGUUUAUCGCUCAGUCCUCAUAAUAAAAAUAUGGUAGAACAAAAAGGAUUAAUGGCUUGCCUUAUAAUAAUCAAUAUAAACGGCAGUGAGUGAACCCAUAUUCAAUAAAGUAUGAGGUUUAUUCUCUGCAUAGUAUAAAAUCCUAUCAAGCAUGCUGACAGGACUAACAUUACAUGACAACUAUUAUACGUAUGUAUAGCAUAGCACACUAGCUUGAGCUAAUAGCCUUAAGCAUUGGCUGGCUUCUAUAACACAACAACUUAUGAAGUUCGGUACAUAUGACCAUUCACCACCGAAGUAAACAUAUAUUGCACGUAGAGCUGAAACGAAUACUCGAGUAACUCGAGUUUAAAAACUGAUCCGAGUAAUUUUAUUCACCUCGAGUAUCCGUUUAUUUUGACAGCUCUACGCAUCACGUUUUGCUCGGACUACUUUUAAUGCGGGACAACGCGCUGAUGUUACGUGCGUAGAGGACAAAGCCCAAAAAAAAAAAAAAAAAAAAAAAAAAAAAAAAACUUACUGCAGCCGACAGCCGCUACACACGACGCCGUCGUUGCUAAAUACUUUGCGCGCAUGAUGCUACGUCACAUGUAUGUUGAACUAGAUGCGAAAUGACAGACUCGGCCGCGUCUGGGCAGCGUUGGUAAACUGCCGCCAUCUUAAAGCAGUAGAGCGCUAAGCGCUAAUAAAUAAGAUUAACGUUACUGUCACAAGCUCACGUAACGUUAACCCUGCGGAGGGCUAGGUUUCUUUUAAUUAUGACCACUGUCGAUGCGUGGCUAAUGUGUCUUACAUACAGGCUUUAACAUAACAUAGUGUUGUGGAGUGAUGAGAGUGUGAAAUAAAAACUUAAUAAUGCUAACUAUCAAUUUUAGCUCAGUAGUCAUUGCUGGAUAAAACACCAAGUAGCACUGGUCCCUAAUGUGCUCCAAUACAGCCUGUAUCAUACAUUUAUUUUGAACACUGCAAAAACUCAAAAUCCUAUCAGGACUUAGUUUAGACUAACUUAAAACUUAACUAGAACUUAAAAAUGGCUUGACACAAAUAGAAAUUCAAUUGAAACACGUGGGGAAAAAAUGCUAACUUUUAAGUGAUGUGUGUUAUCAAGCGUAACGGCAUUUUUAGGUAAGAUAUAUAUAUAUAUUUUUUUUUAUCUAAAAGUUUUUUUGAUUGAAAGCAGAGAAUUAGUCUUUUUUUUAAAUUCUAGUUACAUCUGAGAUGCAAUUGUUGGCUGUUUUCAACAAUAUACAUCGAAAAUAAAGACAUUGAUUGACUGAAAAUGGUUCAAGAUUAGAUGAAAUGUCUUGUUUUCUCAUGUAUAUUUAUAAUUGCUCUUCACCUAAAAAUAUAUUUGUUUUAUCAGAUUACUCGAUUCAUCGAUAGAAUUUUCAGUCGAUUACUAAAAUAUUCGAUAGCUGCAGCCCUACAUCCAUAUGUUACAGUUAACAAAUGCUUACAGACAUAUAUUUCCAAGGCGGAAACGUAAGUAACAGAAAGCAUUCAUGAUUGUCAAUGCUAACGCUAGACACAGCACUGUGUAAAGUGAAUGAGUUUGUGGGCCAAAUUAUAGAUGCAGCGAAUUAUUCUGACCGGCAGGUGGCAGCAAUGCCCCGCAAAUGGUCAACUGAUUUCCCAGCCAGCGAGCACAGUUCAUUCUGUAUUAUCGGUCCUAUUAAUUAUGUUAUUGGAUUUAUUGGGAUGACGUCAUAAUUCCUAUUAUCGGACCGAUAAUUAUCGUGCACCAGUACAAAUGGUUCACAUAUUCCCACAAAAAACUGUUAAAUAUACCCAUUAGCGUAAACAAAACAACAGAUCGUUUGAACAACGAUCUGCAUUUUUGAAUUUAUUUGACUAUGUUCGAUCUGUUAUUAUCGUUUUGUAUUUUUAUGCUCGGAAGGGACCAUUGACUCGCGCUAGGUUAGCCACUACGCAGCCCUGAAAUUAUUGAAUAACUAACAAACUGCACAGAAUUUGUGAAAUCACCUCUAAUGACUAAUUGAACCCCCGCUAACUCGAAGAUGAAGCCUAAUGUCAUAAAUUCUGAACUUCCGCUUUAAGUUGGCAUUUUUCAGUCAUUUCCACUUUGCACACUUAACCGGCAGUCCUGCCUUACUUGGUCCUUGCGAGUGCGUGCAUUUGUGCGAGACGCAGCUCAGGGCGAAAGGGUAGCGAGCGAGGUGUGAAGGAGGUUAAUCAUUACUGGAAGGAAACGUGUGACGUGCGUGUCCUCAAAUAGCUUCUCUCUCUCUUCUCAUUCUAUGCACACACACGCACUCACAUGCACUAUUGGCGCUUGUUCACAUCCCCGGGACCAGACGGAUCCAUAAGACCUCCAGGCAGCUCUGUGAUCGAAUUCCCUCACUCUUUUGUCUGGAUGAGAGCAUGUCAAACACACACAUGCAUACACACUGGUGCGCGCAUACUUGGAACUGACCGCUGCCUUACUGCUGACCUUUCCUAACCCAAAGCAUCUUUUCCUCGCUUAAGAAAAACAAAACAAAACAAAAAAACAGCACAAAGAUUCUCAAUCAAGAGAAUAAAAGUUUAUUUUUCUGAUGUUAAUAUUGUUCUUAAAGUUCCCCUCCAGUUGGCAUUAUUGUUAUUAUUAUUAUUCCAUAGCUGUUUCUGUUGUGUACAUUCAAUCCCCGCCAAAACUUCUUUUACUGUUUUUAGAUUGAACCGGUUUGUUUUAACUCAAGUGAAUAUCCCAUUUUAUUUUAGUUUUUUUUCAUCCUGUAAAGUCAUUUUUGUAGUUUUUACCUUGAGGGAGGUUGCACCAUUUGAAAAAGAAAAUCAGAUCGCGUGUACUAUUGUUUGUGUAAAUGUUACGUAACACUCCCGACGCCGAGAUGAGCAGAGUUUAAUCCCGUGACGUAACAUUAUCUCCACCUUUUUUUUUUUUCCUCCUUGUGGGUUGGUUGUUUUUUUCCCCUCCUCCCUUCCCUCCAAAAAGUUGUAAUUAAGCUGUAAUCAGGGUUAAUUAAAACCAGUUAAAAGCCAAAACAAAAGCUCCUGUGUGUUUGUCUGGUCGUCUCAAUUGGAUGCAAAUUUGUUACUGUGGCAGUAUUAACUGGCAGACAGUAAGACUGUCAGCUUUAAUUACCUGCUUGUUUGUCAACAAAGAGAUUAACUUUUGAUCAUGUCGCUUACAAGGCAAUUGUACUUUCAUAUUUUGAUAAAUUUAGCUUUAAUUUAGCAAUUUUGAAUUAUCGUGCUCGGUAAAAAAAAAAAAAAAAAAAAACAUCUUAAGCUCUUUAGCAUGAAUUAAAAAAUGAUUUUGUAAGUAACGUAGGGCAGGGGGGCCACCACUCCCCCCCUGGUGGCCGAAAAGUGUCAUUGCGUGUAGUUGACUUUCCUAUACAGUAUAUGGUUUUAAAAUUAGGAAUUAUCCAGUAAAACGUUGCCAAAAAAAGUCGUAAAGCAAUAAAACAACAAAAAUGAAUGACCUGAACAAAAAAAGAUAUUUUUAUAAUGGGUCAAAAUUAUUUUUCGAACAGAUGUGACUAGCACUAUGGUCAUUUGCUUUGCUUAGCCAAAACUAUGGAGGUAGAUUUG